UCCAGCCGUGUUACGUGCCUGGGUGUUCGAAGAUGCACAGUCAUUGCGUCGUCAGCAGCGCGUCGCGCAGACAUGUCCCGUGCUCACGUCAUACUACCCGCCAGUGGCUAUGUCAUUUUCCGACCACGAUGACCUUGCUGCACUUGGCCACAUAUUGGCUCAUCUUGUCAAGGCCGUGAAAGCUGAAGAGGGUGUGGACCUUAGCAGGCUGCGGGGAGUUCUCUCGCAACUUCCACGAUCAGUGCUCGGUCCUUAUAACGCAAAUGAAGACACGAUAAAGCUCAUAGCAAAGCAGUUCCCCGACUCUAUCGUUGUAGUCCAGGACAAAGUGUACACACUCGAAGGACUUGGCGAAAAACAGUUCAGGCUGAAAAGCUGUAAGCCGGCUGAAAAGCAACAACAAUUAGCCAGUGGAGACCCACCUGCCGAGCUUAACAACGUCGCCGGCAGCAUCUCAAAGCUGCUGAUGCUCUAUGGCUUCGUGUGCUUGGAACCUCCAUAUUGCGUGAGCGUUUUUUUUGAUAAGAGGCUUUUUGAUGGGAACAGACACAACGACUUGACGAAGUCUUGGCUUAAGGUAGGUGACCGUGUCUUAAUAGACGCUGUGAGAAGCCCACCAGGACACAGGGCGAAAUAUCAGGCAACCCGUAUACAAGCACUGAAAAAGAUGCAACAGAACCCUGCGCCAAGUCGGAUGCCCAGGGAAGCUGAGAGUGGCGUGAUUUAUGGGCGUAUCGGCACAAUCCAAGCAGUGAACCCGAGCCACGGGUUCAUUGUGUUUGGACAGGACAAUAAACAGUGCGCUGCUUUUUACAUUCACGAUGUGCACAGAUCCUUGCUCAAGCCUAGGAAGAACUUGGAUGACAUCUUUAAGGUUGGAAGCAAGGUGCAGUUUGACAUUCGUUCAAAUCCCAAGCCGUCCACCAUCGCCAAGUGGUUGGCCACUAACAUCACGAAGGCUCCGUGUGAUCAGUCCGGGCAAGCGAGCGACAGUGGGGAUGAGGCUUUUCUGUCGUACAGUGAAAUAGCGGAGCGCUCCAUUAAAACAAAAGAGUUCUCUGCACGUAAAAAGUUGUCGGGCAUCAGGGGUGCGUUCUACCCGAACUCAAAAAACACGGGCCUUGUCGCGGCCUUCGACCAGAACAUCAUUGUACGAGUGGUGGUCGACGUGGCGUACUGUGGUGGGAAGAAGCUCAAGUCAUUCGUUGAGCUGAUGAAGGACUGUUCACUCCAGGACGAAGUCGAGGUGUUCGUGGAUGCAGUAGAAGCAGAACAGGACAAGUGGGUGGCCACGCUCAUGUGGACUGGUGAUCGGCCUCUGCAUCCACUUGUCGAUCAGAGCGAGUGUGCAUUUCGCAGUGCCCUCCCCCUUGCCCUGGCAGAUAUGCCUGCAGUCCCUUGUAAAGGUACUGACAAUGUUGAAGCACCGACCAAGUUUUGUGCCAAUGCGGAGCAUAACGUGGCAGUCUACCCAAACAGCAAGGGCAUCCUGAAGGUCGUCGACGACAACCGUGCCAUAUGCGAGGUUCAGGAGCCCGAGGGGUGCAGGAACAUCGAGUUUUUAACUUUCCACAAGAACAGGGUGCCCCGCGUGGGUCAGUUCAAGAGUGUCCUUCAGGAGGGUGACGUCGUCCAAGUAGAUUACCUGGUCUGCACCGUCGGCGGCAAGGACGAGGUGUGCUGCCGCGUCGUGUGGCAAGGUGACCGGCCCAUGUGCAAUCGGCUCAUCAGUCCCACAGAGUUCAGCCUGAUGUUGAAGGGCAGGGCAAGCGCUGAAAGGCUCGCCGACGUUAUGGGUGGACAGCAAGGAGGAUCCAGAAGCUUACAGGAUCUAGAAGCACCCAAGUGGCCGUCAGUCACUGGAAUCGCUUCCUUGACCGCCAUGGACGCCGGAGGUCAUCCUUCAGCUAAGGAGCCCAAGGUCUACAGCUUUGUGAGCCUGAAGGGCACGGUGAUGGAGGUCGAUUUAUCUGCUGCCAUCGUGGAAGUCCGGGAAGGCCCAAGUGUCCGGGAGUUGACGAUUACCGUGGACAACUUCUACAAUGAGGGACGGCCGUAUUUGAACAAUUUGACACGAGUGCUGCGCAAAGGGGCUAUAAUCAACGUAGACUACAUGGUGGGCCGAGUGGGCGGGGAGGAUUUUGUCCACUGUGAUGUGGCCUGGCUGGGCCCAAAACCAAAGGGAGCGCCGCGGCUAACCGAGGAGGAAUUCAGGCAGCAGCUCUGCGGCCGCGGGUCCAGCAACACUUUUAUCAAAGACUUGCAAAGCUCUACGCUGGAGCUCAACAACCUGUUCAAGGAUGCUCAGAGGGGCCCAGCUGUGGGCAACCAUCACAAGUCGAUGGAAAUGUACAGGCAGUCACCGCAGGUGAACAUACACCAAGAGGAUGCGUGCCAGCCACCGACACGUUCCCAUCCGUGCAUCGGUAUCCAGCCUCAAACUGGAGCUUACCAGCAAGCUCCACAGGUGAUGUCACAGGUGAACAUCUGCCCACAGAAGGAUGUGAACCAAACACGUGACGGUAAAGCCAGACAAGGAAAUUUUCCUUUCAAUGAGGAAAUGUACAAGCGCAUUGUGGAAAUGACGAAAGAAGAGGUCUGGGCCCAGAUCUGUGCAGAGAUCAAAGAUGCUUUGCAAGACUGGCAAAAACAGGUCUCAGAAAACGCUCCAACAUCGCAAGGUCAGGGCGACGACGGUACUGCAGUGGGGACUACCGAAUGGCAACCACGCUCGGGGUCCUGUCCAAACGUAUCGCAAAAGCCAGAUGUUGCUGCGGCCUCUUCGCGGCCAUUAGAGACAUUCUUGGAUGCGGCUGUGCGGAAACGGGAAGUUAAACCGCCACCUGGGUUCCACAUCCCUCCAUCAUCCGCUCUGGUGGAACGGAAGCCAGAGCCAGUGAGCAUCGCUUCUGCUCGGCAGACAUCGAACAUUUUGCAUCAGCCAGGUGCCUCCUGGUGCGCGUCCACGAGCCAGUUUGAAGGACAUCCACAGGCCAGUUCCAACAUAAAUGCCACUUCUGUUGUGCUAGCAGAAUCACCUGUAGCGGCAAUCCAUUCCUCUUGGCACUUUUCGAAUGUGCCCCAGCAGCCUGGUGUCGCCGCAGCUUCUUCUCCUGCUCGGGUGUCGCAGCAGACAUGGCUUGGUGGAGGGCAGCCGUCCAGCUUCGAGAUGCGGCAGGACGUGAGCCCGUUUCAGGGACAUGGAAGUAACCAGAAAGACGUGCAGGACUUCGGCAUUGCGUUUGACGAUUCGUUGGUGGAGGGCGAAGAGCUGUCGGAAGAUGACAUCCGCCGGCUUGGCUUGCUAGACCCAUAGCGUAGAGAAUUCAUGAAGGUGGUCAUAGUGAGAAGAGACAAAGCAAGAAAAAAAAUAAAGCGUUUGUUUUGUGGAGUUCUAUUGACUGCA
Messenger RNA from Rhipicephalus microplus (southern cattle tick), 3406 nucleotides. RefSeq lists its product as uncharacterized. The record is from RefSeq and is a predicted model, not a curated record. Lineage: Eukaryota; Metazoa; Arthropoda; Arachnida; Ixodida; Ixodidae.